Molecule: messenger RNA, 3333 nt
Organism: Metopolophium dirhodum (rose-grain aphid)
Lineage: Eukaryota; Metazoa; Arthropoda; Insecta; Hemiptera; Aphididae
Gene: Galphao
Product: guanine nucleotide-binding protein G(o) subunit alpha
Exons: 9
Coding region: 707-1780 (357 amino acids)
Biological process (GO): adenylate cyclase-modulating G protein-coupled receptor signaling pathway
Cellular component (GO): heterotrimeric G-protein complex
Molecular function (GO): G-protein beta/gamma-subunit complex binding; GTPase activity; G protein-coupled receptor binding
Source: RefSeq, a predicted model, not a curated record
CACACAUACACGCCCUCGCUCACUCGAUUACUCGAUAGUCGAUAGCGCGCGCGCGCACACGGACGGGCGUCAGUUCGCGGUUUGCGCUUGCUCCGUAACCGUUUUCGCAGUCGCCGCCGCUGUCGCAGUUCGCAGGCGCAUAGCGGUCCCCCACCCGAAUAACCACUGUAGCCUCUGCGGUUCGAUAUUAUUAUUUGUUGUAAUUUGCCGCGAGCGCGCGCGCCAGUUCGGUGUUUAUAAUAAUCCGUCGCCGGUCGUGUCAUUAUCGCCGUUGUCGUAGGUUCUCCGGACACGGUAUAUCCCGAUAAAUCGGAUUAUUUUUCGCUCCCCUAAAAAGUCGUAUUUUUUAUUCGUAGUGUUUUUGCGAUUUAUUAUAUUCUGUGGUGAGUGCGUGUGAAAAAGUUUCCCCGGUACAACGCGGUAAGGGUUCGCGUCCGAAAGUUUGCUACCGCCGGCGGCCUGUCCAUCGGGUGCGGUAGCCUGUAGCGGGUCAUCGCCUUCGUCGUCUUUGUGGACACCAGCGCAGCCCCAAGACAUUUACCAUAACAUGCGUUACUCCGCGCACUGCAGAAGAUGGUAUCGAUGACCGGCACAACACCGGUACGGCACCGUUGCGGUUAACGGCGGUCGGUGGUGUGAAUCCGUCCCGGCGCGUAUAAUAGCUGCGCGCAUUAAGAUUUCAGCCCUAGCGAAAGUUGGCCGGAAGAUGGGCUGUGCUAUGUCAGCGGAGGAACGGGCCGCCCUGGCCCGGAGCAGGCAGAUCGAGAGGAACCUCAGGGAGGACGGCCUGCAGGCGGCCAAAGACAUAAAACUGCUGUUGUUAGGUGCUGGAGAAUCAGGGAAAAGUACAAUAGUCAAACAGAUGAAAAUUAUUCACGAGAGCGGUUUCACGUCAGAAGACUUCAAACAAUACAGGCCUGUGGUAUUCAGUAACACAGUCCAAUCACUGGUUGCCAUAUUAAGAGCAAUGCCAAAUCUUGGAAUUGGAUUCGGCACCAACGAACGGGAGGUAAGAAAAACUGAUGCGAAAAUGGUGUUGGAUGUAAUUCAAAGGAUGGAAGAUACUGAACCAUUCUCGGAAGAAUUGCUGACUGCUAUGAAGAGACUGUGGGCCGAUCCUGGCGUGCAAAUGUGCUUUUCUCGGUCAAAUGAAUAUCAGCUCAACGAUUCUGCUAAAUAUUUUCUGGACGAUCUGGAUAGGUUAGGGUCCAAAGAUUACCAGCCCACAGAACAGGAUAUAUUGCGUACCAGAGUAAAAACCACUGGUAUUGUAGAAGUGCAUUUUUCAUUUAAAAACCUUAAUUUCAAAUUGUUUGACGUUGGUGGUCAGCGAUCAGAAAGGAAAAAGUGGAUUCAUUGCUUCGAAGAUGUCACGGCGAUCAUAUUUUGUGUUGCCAUGUCAGAGUACGAUCAAGUGCUCCACGAAGACGAAACAACGAACCGGAUGCAAGAGAGUUUAAAGCUUUUUGAUUCAAUCUGCAACAAUAAAUGGUUCACCGACACGUCCAUCAUAUUGUUCCUGAACAAAAAGGACUUGUUUGAAGAGAAAAUCAAGAAAUCGCCGCUCACAAUAUGUUUCCCGGAAUACGCAGGUGCCCAAGAGUACGGAGAAGCCGCCGCCUAUAUCCAGGCGCAGUUCGAGGCAAAGAACAAAUCGACCACCAAAGAGAUCUACUGUCACAUGACGUGUGCGACGGAUACCAACAACAUACAGUUUGUGUUCGACGCAGUCACAGACGUCAUCAUCGCCAACAACCUAAGAGGAUGCGGACUGUAUUAGAUCACACUGCGGCGCCGUACAAGCAGUUUACACGCGUUAAAGGUUUGAUUUUAAGUACAUGAAAUUCAAUGCACACAUUUCCAAAAUGGCCAGUUUCGGUGUUCAUGUUAAUUUAAGGCGAUGCAUCGUACAAUAUGAAAAUACACAUACGCACACAUAUUACCUAAAAAAAAUGUACCAUAAACGUGUUACCUAUCCUUUUUAUUUUAUUUUAAGUUUUGAACCAAUUUUAAAAUUAGCUUAAAAAUAUAUUCGGAUAUUAUAUUUAAAAAAGAAUAGGUAUAAUGUUAUAUAAAGUUUUCAUUUCAAUAAUUUUAUAAAAUAAACAAUAUUAAAUAUUAUCUAUAUAUUAUAAUUUUUUUUUAUCAGAACAAAUUUGUAUCAAUUGAGAAAAUGGGUAUAAAAAAAUCAUGUAUAUGAUAAACCAAUUCAUAUGCUUAAUAUUGCACAGUAGUUUACUUAACAAUUUUAACAAUUUUAAAUUCAAAUAAGUAUAUACUUAAAUAAUAUACGUGAGGACCAAACGUAAACAAAUUAAAUUUUGACUAACGAACAAAAUCAGACUUGAUAAAAAAAUUCUUAAAACAAUUUGCGCACAAUUUUCUACUGUCAAUACAUUAAUCAAAUAUUAUAAUCAAACCAGCAUAUCGUUAAACCGCUAUGACUCAUGAGUAUUUAAUGAAAAUUCUUCAGUGCCUAUUAUUAUUUAAUUAUAAUAAUUCAAAAAUAAAUUAAAAUUGUUGUAAAAAUUUAAUUAAAUAGACAUAAUAUUCUAGCAUUGAAAUUCUAUUACAUUAUAUAGACAAAUUUUGUUUUCUGUGUAAAUAUGAAAAAAAAAAGCGUAGAAUAGAUUUGUUUAGCUUUUAAUCACUUAAAUUUAAUUAUAUACGAAACUUAAUUUAGGACAGUAAAUGUGAAUACAAAAUUUACACAUUAUAAUUAUUAUUACUAUAACUAAUUGUACUACGGCACAGUGAUUUUUAUUCAAUGUUUUAUUCAAACCAAUUUUUUUUAAAUUGUUUACAUUAAAAAUAAUUAAGAAUAAAAAAAUUAAAUUAAAAUACAUUGUUAUUAAGGCUUGACAGAAACAAUUAAACAUGAAGCCCACUUUUUAUGUAAGUGUAAAUACAAAUUUUUGGAGUUUAACAAAAAAUAAAAUAAAAAAAAUCCAUGAGUAUAAUCACUUUUUCCCAUUUUGUACAAAUCUUGUUUCCUCUCCCUAAAAACAAAUAGAGCGAGGAACUAAUGAUCAUAUUAUAUUGUUUCACAUUGAAGUUGUUGGUUCUUUUGAGUGCAAAAUUACAUAAAAUUAUGUUUAGGUAUUUAUUUACCCAUUUUUGUUUUUAUGUAUUUAUGUUUUUUAUUUAUUUUUUUUUUAGUAUUAUAUUAUAGGUUUAUUUUGUACAAAUGUUUAAAAAGAAAAUCCUUGUAAACAAAUUCUGUUCUAGUCAUAGACAUUUAUAUUUACAAAAUUAUUACUAAAUAUUAUAAAAUAAUAAUAAUAAUUACUACUUAUAUUAAUAAUAAUAAAAUUGUCUCCGUACAAGGUUGGA